GCAAGGCAGGGGGCUGGGGCAGGGUCUGCCUUAGGAAGUCAGCCUGGAGGGCAGGCAGAGGCCGAGGGCACCGUACGAAAUCUCGGUUUUCGUUGGCGAGGAUCUGAAACCUCGGCGAGCCGGGCUCAGAUUUCGCUUUUGCAACCCUCUGAGCGGUAACGUCGCCGCCAUGUUGCCCCACUGACAGCGGAAGCAGGUGCCGGGCCAGACUUCCGGGGCGGCACCGGAAGUCCCCGGCGGGCUGGGUGGCGGCGGGCCCGUCCAAUGGGGCCGCUCGCGGGGCGGGCCGAGGCGGCCAGCUGGGCCGGUCUCGCGAGAAGGGCGGCGGCGGCGGGGCAGAUCGGCUGAGCCGGCGGCGGCGGGAGCAUGGAGGGCGCGGGCGGCGAGCGGGCGCCGCUGCUGGGCGCGCGGCGGGAGGCGUUCGCCGGCCGGCGCGCGGCGUGCGGCGCCGUGCUGCUGACGGAGCUGCUGGAGCGCGCCGCCUUCUACGGCGUCACGGCCAACCUCGUGCUGUUCCUGAACGGCGAGCCGUUCAACUGGGAGGGCGCGCAGGCCAGCCAGGCGCUGCUGCUCUUCAUGGGCCUCACCUACCUGGUGUCGCCGUUCGGGGGCUGGCUGGCCGACGCGCGGCUCGGCCGGGCGCGCGCCAUCCUGCUCAGCCUGGCGCUCUACCUGCUUGGCAUGCUGGCCUUCCCGCUGCUGGCCUCGCCCGCCACGCGCGCCACGCUGUGCGGGGCCCCGCGCCCCACGCGCCUCCGCAACUGCUCGGCGCCGCCCUGCGCCGACGCGCCCACCCGCUACUGCGCGCCCGCCGUGCUGGCCGCGCUCGCGCUCGUCGGCCUGGGCGUGGGCGCCGUCAAGGCCAACAUCACGCCCUUCGGCGCCGACCAGGUCAAAGAUCGAGGUCCAGAAGCCACAAGGAGGUUUUUUAAUUGGUUUUACUGGAGCAUCAAUCUGGGAGCAAUCGUCUCGCUCGGAGGCAUUGCCUACAUUCAGCAGAACGUGGGCUUUGUGAGCGGCUACCUCAUCCCCACUGUCUGCAUCGGCAUCUCUUUUGUGGUCUUCCUCUGUGCCCAGGGCUUUUUCAUCACCAAGCCCCCCGAUGGCAGCGCCUUUACUGAUGUGUUCAAGAUACUGGCCUAUUCGUGCCGCCCCCGGAAGCGAGUUGGAGAAUGCGGCCAUAGUGGUGAAGGCAUUGGAGUCUUUCAGCAAUCUUCUAAACAAAGUCUGUUUGAUUCAUGUAAGAUGUCUCGUGGAGGGCCAUUUACAGAAGAUAAAGUGGAAGAUGUGAAAGCUCUUGUCAAGAUUAUCCCUGUUUUCUUGGCUUUGAUUCCUUACUGGACAGUGUAUUUUCAAAUGCAGACAACGUAUGUUUUACAGAGUCUUCAUUUGAAGAUUCCGGAAAUUUCCAAUAUUACAACCACUCCUCAUACGUUUCCGGCAGCCUGGCUGACCAUGUUCGAUGCAGUGCUCAUCCUCCUGUUAAUUCCCUUAAAGGAUAAGCUGGUUGAUCCCAUUUUGAGAAGAAAUGGCUUGCUCCCAUCAUCCUUAAAAAGGAUCGCUGUUGGGAUGUUCUUUGUGAUGUGUUCUGCCUUCGCUGCCGGAAUUUUGGAAAGCAAGAGGCUGGACCUUGUUAAAGAGAAGACUAUUAAUCAAACCAUUGGAAAAGUCGUUUAUUUUGCUGCCGAUUUGCCGAUCUGGUGGCAGCUCCCACAGUACGUGCUGAUUGGUGUCAGCGAGAUCUUCGCAAGCAUAGCAGGUCUGGAGUUUGCCUAUUCCGCUGCCCCCAAGUCCAUGCAGAGCGCCAUAAUGGGCUUGUUCUUCUUCUUCUCUGGCGUCGGCUCGUUCGUGGGCUCCGGGCUGUUGGCGCUGGUGUCCCUCAAAGCCAUCGGAUGGAUGAGCAGCCACACCGACUUCGGAGCGGCAGACGUAGUUCCAGGUUUCACGGCCUCUCUGCCCCCAGCACCUUCCUUCUCGCAUGCGUGUCCAGGUAACAUUAAUGGCUGCUAUUUGAACUAUUACUUCUUCCUUCUGGCUGCCAUUCAAGGAGCUACUCUCCUGCUUUUCCUUAUCAUUUCUGUGAGGUACGACCACCAGCGGUCCAGAGCAAACGGGCCACCCGCCAGCAGGAGGACCUGACGCUGGAGGUGCAGUCUGGUCUUAGACGGUGACACACAGGGAGGUUCCUGGCCGGCAGGGCACUGAGAGCAGGCCGGACUGGGAGUGGCCAUAAAUGUCGGGCUUUCUGAAAACCUGCACGGCGGCUGGCUUGGUUUCUGCUUUUCUUCCGCCGAUGAGCUGGGCAGUGCCUCGCUGGGACUCGUGCCCCGUCUGCUGGGCCCUCCUGGCGCAGCGGUGCAGACGGACGGAAGAUCUCUGCUCAUCCUGCCGCUGGCGUCCCGGCAGAACCUAGAGGGAGAUGGCAGAGUCUCGGGAGACUGCACUUCGGUCAGCUGGAUCCCAGUGUUUUAAACAAAUAUGUUCAUUUCCUUCCCACACACCGUAUGGUCUCACUUUUUUUCUUUUUGAUUAAUAAACAACUACUUAUGUUGAGGAAAGGGAGGAUUUUUAAGAGGUCAAAGUGUGGUCAGAGGCUGUAAAGAUGUUCUAUAAAGGUCCACUUGGUGGUUUCUCUCUUAAGCCGCGAAUCUUGCCAUUGCUAGGUUCUUUGGUACAGGCCGUAGUGAAUAUAUUGUAUCUGCUGCUUCAAACAAUACUUAUUUUUUGAAACUAUUGACAUUGCUUUUUUUCCUCAAGUGAGAACAUGUAACAAGAAAUAUUAAAACCAUGUGUCCUGGCUGAAGCCACACACAGCUUAUGGGAGUGUUUGCCCAUCUCCCGGCCAGUCGUCGUGUAUCGUUUCAUUCUGGGCACCACCGAGACUGAAGACCACUCCUGGGGGACGAGAGGACAGUGUUCCUCUGAACAGGUUUAGUGCAGUUAAAGGUAACUGCAAGUGUUCAACGUGAACUUGGACUGUUGGACGGCCUCUGACUUCUGUUUCCUUAUUUUACAUGUAUGUGGGGGUUCGCGUUUGUUAAAUAAACGAUUCUCUAUGUGUC
Messenger RNA from Equus quagga, 3062 nucleotides. RefSeq names its product solute carrier family 15 member 4 (gene SLC15A4). NCBI's taxonomy places the organism in Eukaryota, Metazoa, Chordata, Mammalia, Perissodactyla, Equidae. The record is from RefSeq and is a predicted model, not a curated record. Gene Ontology annotation, biological process: oligopeptide transport; transmembrane transport; histidine transport. Gene Ontology annotation, molecular function: L-histidine transmembrane transporter activity. Bases 367 to 2139 code for a protein of 590 amino acids. Gene Ontology annotation, cellular component: membrane. The transcript is spliced from 9 exons.